GGAGCCGCGGCGAGAGCAUAAACCACGAGCGAUUCGUCUGAUUGCGCGAGACACCCCCGGCUUCCAACAUUUACUGCUGGCUGAGCACCUCCGCGCCCACGGCGCGGCCCUCCUAUGUCAUGCCUGGAGGGGCCAAAAAGGCCGUGUUCCCGACCAUGGCCUUGCACGACCACGAACAGAUCCGGGAGGCGGCCGCCGAGCACAGAAAACAUCAUCACUUGGUCAGAGGCAAAUCGACGGAUGGCGGCAAGGAGAGCCCUGAGAAGGAAAAGGACCCGCACGCCAAGCACAAGGGAGGCAAAAAUCCGCCCAUGACCAAGUCCUUGUCUGGACACUCGACAGUCACAAAAUGUGAUUUUACAGACGGUCACCACCACCAUCACCACCACGGCGAGGGGCACCACCACCAGCACCACUCCCCGGAGCCACAGCAGCAGCAGCAGAGCCAUCACCACCACCACCACGAGCACCACAGCCACGGCAGCCAGCAGGAAAAGCAGCAGAACAACUCGGGCGGCAAGCAGCACCCUGAGCCGCACGCGGCCAAGUAAAAAUAUACACAGCGCGAAUAUCAAAACUUUAAAAUUAAAGCAAAAAUAUAAAAAAUGGCACCACAAAACGCAAAUUCGAGGAAAUAUAAAUUGAAGAGCCGACUGAUGAUCCAAAAUUUCAUCCGCACAAACUACAUAAGUGGAAUAUUUGUACUCUCGAGUUAAUUAAAACGCAGACACGUAGUUUCCCCACUCCUUGAAUUGAAUUAAAUGAUUAAAUUAUAAAUAAAACACACAAGCAGCAGCCAAGUUGACCACGUGACCAGGCAAGUUGAUAGCAGAAAAUCUCGAUGGAAAAGCAUAUGCAUAAUACAUAAUAUAUCCUGUCUAUACCUGAUCUUCUUGCUGUGAUUUAAUCCAAAGGUGGAAAUUUACUACUACACGAUACGCAUACAAUACGUCAAAAUAGCUUUCUCUGCUUCAAUACGCAUUAAUAUAUCGAGAAUAAUCGGCUUCUUGCGUGCUUUUUUCGCGUUUCAAACGGCUAACAGAUGGCUAUUAACAGUUAAUAAUUUAAUUGGACUUUCAUUGGGGGUCCAGAUUGCGAUCUGUGUUGGUUCCCGCGGGUCAGAAUUCAAUAUGGCAUCGAAAUUUAUAAUUAUUUGAAUAUUCACCCAUUUUGAAGCUGCGCAGUAAACUUUUGCGCAUCUUAAUCAUGCGCAGUAUGUUCAGAUCGCUUUUUCAUCUCACAAGGAGGCUAAAACUCAUUACUGCGCAUGCCUGACCCAAAUUAAAACCUUCUGCGCAGUCGAUAUUCCCACCGGGGGCCAGGUUGCGAUCUGUGUCAGUUCCCGCCAGUCAGAAUUCAAUAUGGCGUCGAAAUAAUGGUGACCAAUCAGGAGACAGUCUAGCGGCCAAUCAGAAGCGUCGGAAAAGGGGCGUGCCGACCUAAUAAUUUCAUUCCCGCGUAUUUUAUUACAUUUCCAUUCGCCUUUUGUGCCAUCUUACGGUUGAUUCGUCAAUUAACGGACUAAUCAGCUGUUUUUAAAGAUAUAACAACAAAAAUAUUCAUUUUGCUUAAAGUAUUUUCAUUUCCCCGGUUCGUAAAUUCAAUAAAAAAGGAUAUUUUAAUUAUAAAAAAACCUGUGGUGCCAUCUGUUUGCGGCUAGAUCAAAAAAUCACGCAAGAUGCCGGUGAAGCAACGCAUUACGCGCGCAUAAUAUACAAUAAUUACGAUUAGUGUGACGUUGAUUGUGAACAGAAUUAUCCAGCGACUCACUCAUUCACUCAGCUAUGAUGAUCUCAUUCCGGUACGCAAGCAAGCGAGCGAAUGUUGGUGUGUGCAGACUCCCACCCCGCCCCCCGUCGCUCUCCGGAGCCGAUCGAUAUACGCUCGUCGCCUCCGCCACCUCACUCGGCCCAAAAUAUAUUAUCUCUGCUCGGCGCACUUUCUGUUCUUUCUCAUGGCUCAAAUUUUGUUUGUGGAAAAUUAAAUUAAACUGUUGUUUUGCUCAAAAUCGGAUUGUUACUGAAUUCUGAUUUUUUUAUUUGCCGAGAAAACCUUUGAUCUCAAACGCCGGGGGCCAGGUUACGAUAUUUUUUUGGUUUCUGCCGAUUAGAAGUCAAUAUGGCGUCGAAAUUUAUAGUUGUUUGAAAAUACGCCCAUUUGGAAGCUGCGCAGUAUACUUGUGCGCAUCUUACGCAUGCGCAGUAAGUUCAGAUCGCUUCUUAAUCUCACAGGGAGGCUGAAACUCAUUACUGCGCAUGCGUGAAACAAAUUUAAACCUUCUGCGCAGUCGAAAUUCCCACCGGGGGUCCAGAUUUCGAUCUGUGUUGGUUUCCGCCGGUCAGAAUUCAAGAUGGCGUUGAAAUAAUGCAGGCCAAUCAGGAAACAGUCCAGCGGCCAAUCAGAACCGUCGAAAAAGAGGCGUGCCGUAACGGUCGAUUCACAAAUUACCGAGCUAAUCAGCUGGUUUGUAAAUUUCCCGCCACACUCUCUCUAACAGCCGACAUAUCUGAAACUGGCCCCCGGUGCAUGAAAGGUGGUUAAAAACUUUAAAUUUUCGGAAUCCUGGAAGUAUUGCAGUAAACUGUGAAAGAUAAUUAAUUUUUAAAAAGAGAACCACGCAGUUACCGCGUUCCCUUAAUUGUUUUUUGUCAUUUGCGCUGAUUACGAUCUGUGUUUUAACGUUAAUCUACAGUCUACACGCCAUUUUUAAAUUAUCCUAAUCACGUUUGGGCUGGACGAUAACAGGAAAUGCGUGUAUUAACUGUGUGACACCUGACCGCGAAAACAGUAUUCUUGUAACACACAUUUUUAGCUAGCAACUUCUUAAAACUCUUUCUCGUUCUCACGCAGAAUUCCGAUAGCUUCGAAAAUCGCUUGCUUUGUAAAAGUAUGUAAUCCGCUCUUUAUCUCUGCCUUUCGGUUUGGAAGGCUCUGUGAAUUUAACAACUUUCGGCUUUGAAUAUAUAUAACGGAAAAAUCAAAAGGUUAUUUGAAUUAAAAAUAAUAAGAAUAGAGUCAAUAGCUUGAUUCGUUCCCUUUUCUAUAGCUAAUUCUAGAAAGAAGAAAUUAAUCGAUGUAAUGAAACGUACAACCAACCACAUCCUUGAGUGUAUUCGUAACAACUGCCACCCCGAGAAAUAAAUUUGAAAAAUAUAUACACACACAACAAAAUAUAAAAAUAUAUUUUACAAGAAUUUGUCGCACCGUCAACAGAGGGAUUUUAACUGGAAUUUUCGUUUCGGAAAUAUACUCGGCCUAACGUACUAAAAAAAUGAAUCUUUUUUUUGUCCUCUUUUGGAGGUUGUCUUUAAAACCUCGAAGCAAGGAGAACUCGCGGGCUUUUGGCCAGUAAUUAAUUAUAUUAAAACAUGAAAGUUCCUUCGUGAUAUACAUGAGCGAAUUCGCCAGUUGCAUAAAUCCUAAGUGUUCGAAGCCGCCAACAGAUGGCGCCACCGUAGACUUUAGAUUUUAAGGCCCUUCCGCUGCGAUUUCAGACUCAAUCUAGCUACUGUGCAUUCUUCAAUUAAUUUGCUAUUUUUUGACGUGCUGAAAACCAAAAUCGGUUCAGCCAAUCGCCGUAGAAUCAUGAAAAACUAUUUUUUGAAAUACAAAAAUAUUUUCCAACGUUUCUACGGCGAAUGGCUGAACCGAUUUUGGUUUUCAGCACGUCAAAAAAAAGCAAAUUAAUUAAAAAAAGCAAAAUAGCUAGAUUGAGUCUGAAAUCGCAGCGGAAAUGCCUUAAAACCGCUUAAAACAAAAUUUUUAAGAAUGUCUGUGGUUGCGCCAUCUGUUGGCGCCUUUAAUAACUAAGGGUUUAUGCAACUGGUCAAAUUAAAUCAAUACAAUAGCUAGAUUUUCCCCCUGUUUGAUUGCGUCCAUAUUUUCACGCAGAAAAUAAUAUUUUUACCGCACAAACCUCUUUGAAUUAUUGUAUUUGUAAAAUUGGCAUAUUUCUGGUUCUGGCAGAGCCGGAAACCUAGAUUAAUUAUAAAAUUGUUGGCAUAGAGAUGCGCAAAAGGGUUUCAUUAAUUUCUGGAAUGUGUUCGUGCCGCGGAAUUCUGGCCGAUUGGUCGCCCCGCCCACUUUUAUAACCCUCUGCAUCGCCCGCACGAGCAGUGAAGUUAGCUUUAGGAGAGGUCUACCACAUGGAGCUAACGUCACUCCGAUCAGCUGACUCGUGCGCGCGAUGCGGAGGGAUAUAAAAGUGGGUGGGGCCACCGAUCGGCCAAAAUUCCGCGGCAUGAACGGUUUGAAGUCAGGGUUUGAAGGGAAAUCGUCAAGUUUCCCGUUUGUCACGCCCUCUUUUGUGGGAAUUGGCGAUUUUCUCUGGUUUAAAUUGUUUUUGCGCAUCUCUAAUUGGA
Molecule: messenger RNA, 4361 nt
Organism: Cloeon dipterum
Lineage: Eukaryota; Metazoa; Arthropoda; Insecta; Ephemeroptera; Baetidae
Exons: 4
Coding region: 120-551 (143 amino acids)
Source: RefSeq, a predicted model, not a curated record